Messenger RNA from Chelmon rostratus (copperband butterflyfish), 2777 nucleotides. It is a transcript of the gene usp30, whose product is annotated as ubiquitin specific peptidase 30. The record is from RefSeq and is a predicted model, not a curated record. The transcript has 13 exons. Gene Ontology annotation, cellular component: cytosol; nucleus. Gene Ontology annotation, molecular function: cysteine-type deubiquitinase activity; cysteine-type endopeptidase activity. The coding region runs from base 235 to 1671 and encodes 478 amino acids. NCBI's taxonomy places the organism in Eukaryota, Metazoa, Chordata, Actinopteri, Chaetodontiformes, Chaetodontidae. Gene Ontology annotation, biological process: protein deubiquitination.
GAAGCAAAAUGCGGGUCACGACGUCGCCGUUAGUUGGACACAGAAGUCUAACGUGCGCAGACGGGAGGGCAGACAGACACGGAGUCCGUUUUAACGUUACAGUUACAAAAAACGAACGAAGAUACGCGGCAAUGAUAGAUUUUACUUAUAUUUCAAGGUAACAUCUUGGAUAUAUAUUAAUGGGGGCGACAUAGCACGCCGAGGGCAGCUUCACCUCUGUGCUGUCGAAACAAGAUGAUAAAAAACUGGGGUGUCAUUGGUGGGAUAGCUGCUGCGAUUGCAGCCGGAGUUUACGUUUUGUGGGGCCCAAUUACAGAGAGAAAGAAGAGAAAGAGAGGUAUGGUUCCUGGUCUGUUGAACUUAGGCAACACCUGCUUCCUAAACUCGUUGCUUCAGGGUUUAGCAGCAUGUCCGUCCUUCAUCACAUGGCUGGAGAAGUUUUCAGGUUCCCCCACAAUCCAGUCAUGUAAAGACAACCAGCUGUCCAUGACACUGCUUCAACUUCUCAAAGCUCUGUCCAGUGAUGAACCUAGGGAGGAAGAUGUACUUGAUGCCGGAUGCCUCCUGGAUGUUCUCAGACUUUACCGGUGGCACAUCAGUUCAUUUGAAGAGCAGGAUGCACAUGAACUUUUUCAUGUCCUUACAUCUUCUCUGGAGGAGGAGCGGGAUCGUCAACCCAAAGUCACUCACUUUUUUGACAUGCAGUCCCUGGAGAGUCUCCCUGAUCAAGAUGAGAAAACUAUGACCUGCAGAAGUCGAGCCCCUCUUCAUCCAAUACCGAGUCCUUGGAAGUUUCAGCAUCCUUUUCAUGGUCGUUUAACAAGCAACAUGUCCUGCAAGCGCUGCGAACAACAAAGUCCGGUGCGGUAUGACUCAUUUGAGAGCCUCUCCCUGUCCAUCCCUUUACCUCAGUGGGGUCGACCUAUGUCUCUAGAUCAGUGUCUUCAGCAUUUCAUCUCCUCAGAAACCAUCAAAGAAGUGGAGUGUGAAAACUGCACCAAGCUUCAACAAGGGACCACAGUAAAUGGGCAAGUUCUGGAAAGUCAGAGGACAACAUUUGUUAAACAACUAAAACUGGGAAAGCUCCCCCAGUGCCUCUGCAUCCAUUUACAAAGACUGACGUGGUCCAGUGAAGGAACCCCCAUCAAAAGACAAGAGCACGUGCAGUUUGCAGAGUAUCUGUCAAUGGACCGCUACAAACACAAUGCUUCCACACAGAGAAGUCAGCGGGUCAGAUGUGCUCCAAGUCCCAUAAGGGCAGAAAAUUUAGAUGAUUCCAUGGAAAAGCCGACUGCUAAUGGCACUGAAGCAGAACAUCGUAACAACAACAACAAACCUUUUUCCAAUGGAACCUGUUCGUCUGUAUUUCUUCACUCGCCAGGUUUGAACCCACAGCUCGGCCUCCAAUAUGACUACAGUUCCACAGAGUACCUUUUCCAGCUCACAGCUGUGCUGGUUCACCACGGUGACAUGCACUCAGGACAUUUCGUCACAUACCGCCGCAGCCCCUCCUCACCUCGCAGCACUUCGCCCUUCAGCUCCCAGUGGCUGUGGGUGUCGGACGACUCGGUACGAAAAGCCAGCCUGCACGAGGUGCUGUCUUCCAACGCUUACAUGCUGUUCUACGAGAGAGUUCGAAGACUGAACCUCGCUCUGCGCUUAGAGGAGUAACCAGAGGCUUACAGCCCGAUCGACUUCUGCCUUUCCAGACAGGCCGUCUCAGCUGAAUGUGCCAGUUACAGCGCGGUUACCGACAGGUGGAUUAUGACUUUGUGACAAUGAGACCAGAGUGUUGUGUAGAGUUAACUUUGCAUCAUGGAUCACAGCAACAUGUUGAAGGUCGUUGUAUGAUGUGUUCUGAUGUUAAAAUCCACGAGUGGACACUGUCUCUGAUCCGGAGUAGGAGGCUCUCAAACCCAAAGAUUAUGGACCUGCAGGAUCUUUAGUCAUCCAAUUUUGAUCAUGUAAACUACUUUCCUUUGACACGCGUAACAAUUUCUGUUGUGUAACAUGUUGGCUUCAAUGGGACAAAACAGCAGGAACACCUGACAGUAUAGUAUAGUAAUAUUGUUGAGGCUGUCAGAGGUGCUGACUCAGUUCUGAGGCAAUAUGUGUGAAGGUGUUCUUGUUAUUUUGUCCACUGCCUGUACAUUACAGACGCAGACAGAAGUAGCUGAUUAGGAAUUCUCGGAGAUGUUACUUAGAGGUUGUUACAUAUUAUGAAAAGUCAAAUAGGUAGAAUUUUUCCUUUACUCUGGUUCUCUAUCGUCUAAUCUGCCUAAUCAGCCCCAGCAGUGUCCCUAGACUGUAUUGGAAAUACUGUUUCAAUUGACAUUGUGCAAAAGCUGUUGAAUUUGAUAUUUUUCUAUUUUUCCAAUAAUCCUUACACUGAUUUGCAGAGCUGCACAGUUGAGGUCAAAGUGCCAUGUUGUCUUUUAACACAUGAGGCCAUGUGUGUUACAACUAAUGUGAACAUACGAUAUGAUGCAUCAGAGCCAUUUGGCGUGGUGUUGAUGUGUAACAGAUUUAUAGUGAUCUGCUCUCAGUUCAUAAAGCCACAGUAUGACUGCAGGUUUUAGGACAAGUUAUCCUGAAUAUUUUUCAUUCUGUGUAACUGAUAACUGCCGUUUUGCUCCUACCAAACCAACUAAGUCACCUUGAGAAAUCUGGCCUGGUGCAAAACUCCUUGUUAAUGUUUCCAAUUUGCACUAAUGUAUAUUCAUGUGAGACUGUGUGUAUUUGUGUGAAAUCUGUAAAGGUGAUUGUUUUCAGGUAUU